AUGGAUAAAAACAGGAAUGAUUUUUCACCGGGAGCACGGCGAGCUUUGGGUAAGUCUACAUUGGGAACACAAAUGUCUUCCGAUUCUGGAAAUCCAGAAACCGUUGCUUCGGAAAUAUUGAAUUCCUCGGCCAACUCGAGAUUAGUAAUAUUUUAUCUUAUUAUUUGGUAUAGGCGAUAUCGGUCAGCAUUUGUUAACUUCCUCCAAACUUUCUUUCAACGUUAUCUUUCAAACCGUCCCCCCGUGCUCUUCGCGGAUUCCGACGUGCCCGGAGUGUUGCCGGCCAUGACGCUGAGCGAAAAAUCGGAAAUCAGAAAAAUUAUUAUUGGCCGUAAUAAGGUGCUCCGGUGA
Messenger RNA from Ambispora gerdemannii, 351 nucleotides. The record is from the annotation of a GenBank genome assembly. Lineage: Eukaryota; Fungi; Glomeromycota; Glomeromycetes; Archaeosporales; Ambisporaceae.